Sardina pilchardus (European sardine) is the source of this 1949-nucleotide messenger RNA. RefSeq names its product retinoblastoma binding protein 4, like (gene rbbp7). The transcript is spliced from 12 exons. Lineage: Eukaryota; Metazoa; Chordata; Actinopteri; Clupeiformes; Clupeidae. Gene Ontology annotation, molecular function: histone binding; nucleosome binding. The record is from RefSeq and is a predicted model, not a curated record. Gene Ontology annotation, cellular component: NuRD complex; ESC/E(Z) complex; nucleus. The coding region runs from base 175 to 1455 and encodes 426 amino acids. Gene Ontology annotation, biological process: chromatin remodeling; regulation of DNA-templated transcription.
UGCGCUAUCAAUCCUGCCAGAUGCGCGCCGGAUGAAAAGAACUGUGGAGGCAAAUCUUCUGAAUUAAAACACAAUCUGCUAGCUUGGUACUGAAAUUCAACAGAAGAACGAGAUUACUUAGCGUUUGAGCAUUGUGUCUCACGCUUUCGUGUUUCAUUUCCCCACCCUGUCGAAAUGGCAGAUAAAGAGGUGUAUGACGAUGCUGUGGAGGAGAGAGUCAUCAACGAAGAGUACAAAAUCUGGAAAAAGAACACGCCGUUUCUGUAUGACCUGGUUAUGACACACGCCCUUGAGUGGCCCAGUCUUACAGUUCAGUGGCUGCCCGAUGUAAACAGACCAGAGGGAAAGGACUACGCUGUCCACAGGCUGGUGUUGGGGACGCACACCUCUGACGAACAGAAUCACCUGGUCAUCGCCAGCGUCCAGAUCCCUAAUGACGACGCACAGUUUGACGCUUCGCAUUACGACAGCGAAAAAGGAGAGUUUGGAGGCUUUGGCUCUGUGAGUGGGAAGAUCGAGAUCGAGAUCAAGAUCAACCACGAGGGUGAGGUGAACCGUGCGCGCUACAUGCCCCAGAACCCCUGCAUCAUCGCCACCAAGACGCCCACCUCCGACGUGCUGGUGUUCGACUACACCAAGCACCCCUCCAAACCAGACCCCAGUGGAGAGUGCAGUCCAGACCUGCGGCUGCGCGGGCAUCAGAAAGAGGGGUACGGCCUCUCCUGGAACCCCAACCUCAGCGGCAACCUGCUGAGCGCCUCAGAUGACCAUACCAUCUGCCUGUGGGACAUCAGUGGCAGUCCGAAGGAAGGGAAGAUCAUCGACGCCAAGACCAUCUUCACGGGACACACCGCCGUGGUGGAGGACGUCUCCUGGCACCUGCUGCACGAGUCCCUCUUCGGCUCCGUGGCCGACGACCAGAAGCUCAUGAUCUGGGACACUCGGUCCAACAACACAGCAAAGCCCAGCCACGCGGUGGACGCACACACUGCCGAGGUCAACUGCCUGUCCUUCAACCCCUACAGCGAGUUCAUCCUGGCCACCGGCUCAGCUGACAAGACGGUGGCCCUGUGGGACCUCCGCAACCUGAAGCUGAAGCUGCACUCCUUUGAGUCGCACAAGGACGAGAUCUUCCAGCAGGUACAAUGGUCCCCUCAUAACGAGACCAUCCUGGCAUCCAGUGGCACGGACCGCCGGCUCAAUGUGUGGGACCUGAGUAAAAUCGGGGAGGAGCAAUCAGCUGAGGACGCAGAAGACGGACCUCCUGAGCUCCUGUUUAUUCAUGGUGGACACACAGCCAAGAUCUCUGACUUCUCCUGGAAUCCUAAUGAACCCUGGGUAAUCUGCUCCGUGUCUGAGGACAACAUCAUGCAGGUCUGGCAAAUGGCGGAAAAUAUUUACAACGAUGAGGAACAAGACACCCCUGCUUCAGAGCUGGAGGGGCAGGCCUCAUAACGGCACUGCCCCUGGGGCAGUUGAGGGGGGGAUUGGGGGUACUGGCACUUCCGAGGCUCCUGAAGGCCCCUCAGCUGCAAGAAACCGGUUUAGUCUCUCCGCCUCUAGUUUCUAUUCCUCUGCAUUCCACAGAAUAGUGGGCGCCACCCUGUCCCUCUUCAGCUCAGCAGCAGGCUGAGUUGCCCCGUAUUGAAACAAUCCCUUUUCGUAAUCAGUGUUGGUAGCUGUUUCAGCCUCCAGUUCUCUUGCAACCGGCUUAGUUUGGUCCUUCAUGGUCACGCUGAACAGAGCUUCACAUUGCAGAGGGGAUGAGGGUGGCUGUUGUUUUUCAACAAAUGCACUUGACAGAUGCAACCUAAGGUCACAGCAUCCUGAAAUACGACCCACCCUUUCAGGGCCAGAUGGCAGGGUAACAAUUUCUCUCUUCUUCAGUUUUUCUUUUUGUGCUUAACCUGAUGAGAAUUGCAAUAAAAUGUUUUGUAAUAACUUUUAAA